AUGGCCAGCUGGCUGCCAUCCAAACUCACGAGCGCAUCGCUGCUCAUCAUCGGCGUCCUCUUCCACGUCACCUACAUCUGCUCAAUCUUUGACAUCUACUUCACUUCUCCCCUCGUCCAUGGCAUGGAACAGCACCGCGUCGAGGCACCCGCCCCCGCCAAACGACUCGUCCUCUUUGUCGCCGAUGGUCUUCGCGCAGACAAACUCUAUCAGUUUCACCCAGAUCCCAAGACAAACGAAUUGACGACGAGGGCACCGUACCUUCGCCAUAUAAUUGAGAAGGAGGGUUCUUGGGGCGUCUCUCACACUCGUGUCCCAACUGAAUCGCGUCCCGGCCACGUCGCCAUCAUUGCUGGUUUCUACGAGGAUGUCAGUGCUGUCACCAAAGGCUGGCAGAUGAACCCUGUCAACUUUGAUUCGGUUUUCAACCAAAGUGAACACACUUGGUCCUUUGGAUCGCCCGAUAUUCUCCCCAUGUUUGCGCACGGAGCAUCCGACCCUGACAGGAUCGACACCAUCAUGUACCCAGCAGAACACGAGGACUUUGGCACUGGUAUGAGACCUUCAAUGCACGUCGAUCAACUCGGCGAUGCGAGCGAGCUCGAUACCUGGGUGUUUGAGCACUUCACUGAGUUGCUCGAAAAGUCAAAAACUGACCCCGUGCUUCACAACAAGCUUCACUCUGACAAGAUUGUCUUUUUCUUGCACCUUCUGGGAUUGGAUACCAACGGACACUCACAUCUGCCCAUGUCAGAGUUCUAUCUCAACAACAUCCGGAUUGUCGACGAGGGCAUCAAGAAGGUCACGGAGCAGCUCAGUGAAUUCUACAACAACGACGGCAAGACAUCCUUCAUCUUCACUGCUGAUCACGGAAUGGGCAACCGCGGUGUUCAUGGAGAUGGACACCCCGACAACACAAGGACACCUAUUAUUGCUUGGGGAGCUGGUAUUCAGGGACCCAACAAAGUUAAUCCUCAAGGACACGAUGAAUUUUCGGCUGACUGGGACUUGAACGAGUACAGCCGUAAGGACGUCAGACAGGCCGACAUUGCGCCGCUUAUGGCAUCUCUUAUUGGCACACACUAUCCUGUCAACUCUGUUGGAGAGCUCCCAUUGCCUUAUCUGGACACCCCUGAAUCCUUCCGAGCUGCCUCCACGUUCGCCAACACCCUUCAAAUCUUGGAGCAAUACCAUGUCAAGCAGGAAUUGAAGCGGCGCACAGAACUCCUUUUCAAACCAUUCCCUGGAUUGACUGGCAACCAUUCACCCGAGGCUGUCAAGGCUCAGGUCCAGGCACUUAUUGAUGCUGGCAAGUACAAGGAGGCUGAGGCUGAGUGUGUUAUUGUCAGGGAUCUCUGCCUCGAGGGUCUUCGCUAUCUCCAAACGUACGACUGGCUGUUCCUUCGCUCGGUUAUUUCCGCAGGAUAUCUCGGCUGGAUUGCUUUCAGCUUGAACUUCAUUCUCAGGAAAUUCGUUGGUGGUCAGGAUUCUCGUCUGGGACCUCUCGGUGGACCCAGGACUCGCCGACCCAUUGCCAACGUUGCAUCGGCACAGGAGAACCAGGCCGUCAACGUUUUGUCAGUCGUCGUGUUUGCAAUUUUCUCGGUCAUCUUGACGGUCAAGCACUCGCCAGCACUGUACUAUGCCUACGUUGCAUUCCCUGUCUUCUUCUGGAGCCGUGUUAUUCUCAACAGACGGGAACUCCUUUCCGCCAUUUCCAAGACCACGCAAAACUAUGGCUGGGUCAAGACCAUCGGAUCAGUUCUUGGAUACAUUGUUGCGCUGGAGAUCCUUGUCUACAGUUACUUCAACCGCGGAAUCCUCUCGAUCUGCUUCUUGUUCUUGGCACUCUGGCCUGUUUUCCUGCCUGCCGCUGUUCAGCGCAACAACACCCUGUUGAUGGCCUCGUGGUCUCUUUCCUGUCUCGGAACCAGUAUUUUCACCCUUCUCCCUGUUGAGACGGGUGAGGAUAAGUUUUUGAUUCUUUCUGGAGGUUUGAUCUUGACUGUCAGUGGAUUUGUCUCCACGGCGGUUGUUCCUGGAAUCACAGCCGAUCCUCAGCAACCCCGCACUGCCGUCACCGCUAGAAACGUCAUGAUAUUACAGACUGGACUGAUUGCGCUGUCGACUGUCAUUGUCAAUGACACUGUCAAGAGUCUUGCUGCUCAUCAGGGCUUGCCUCUCCUGAACCAGACCCUCAGCUGGAUCAUUUUGUUCGUCACUGGAAGCAUCCCAUUUGUAUAUGGCGCCCGUUCAAGCCAGCAUUACCUCCUUCGUAUGGUUAUCAUCUACCUGUCUUUUGCCCCGAUCUUCAUCCUCUUGAGCAUCUCGUACGAGUCUAUUUUCUACUUCUGUUUGUCGGCGACAUUGCUGUCAUGGCUCAUGCUCGAGAGAAAGAUCUACUCUGCCAGCGAGAUGCAGCCCCUCUCAGAUACUCUCCACUUGGAAAAGAGAGGUCUCACCGGUGCCUCCUCCUCCUCCACCGGCAACAGCAGCAGCGCCAAUGGAGCAACAGCAGCAACAGUUGACUACCCUAUCCGCGGUCUGUCGCCCAAGGAUGCCCGCCCCGCCAUCUUCUUCCUCUUCUUCAUCAACGUCGCCUUCUUUGGCACAGGCAAUGUCGCCUCCCUCGCCUCGUUCUCACUCCAAUCCGUCUUCCGCCUGACCACAGUCUUCAAUCCCUUCUUCAUGGGUGCCCUCCUGAUCAUCAAGAUCCUGAUCCCCUUCUUCCUGGUCUCGUCCAUCUUCCGUGUCCUGGGUCGAUCUCUGGAAUUGCCUCCUUUCUCUUUGUUCCUUCUGGGACUGGCGACUACUGACGUGAUGACACUCAACUUUUUCUACCUGGUCAGAGAUGAUGGCUCCUGGCUCGAGAUCGGAACCAGUAUCAGUCAUUUCUGUAUCUCAUCCUUGAUGGUCCUGUUUACCAUCUUGCUUUUCGCCCUCAGCGAUCUCUUGGUCGGUCAUGUCCUCGUCCCUGUUGUUGGAGAAGGUCAGCGCAAGAAGAGAAGCUAA
This is a messenger RNA of Linnemannia hyalina, 3012 nucleotides long. The record is from the annotation of a GenBank genome assembly. Lineage: Eukaryota; Fungi; Mortierellomycota; Mortierellomycetes; Mortierellales; Mortierellaceae.